UAAGUUGUCGUCUACCAAUUGAGUAAAUAGGAAUAGGCGAAACUUCAAUUCUUUCUGAUAGCUGCUUAUAUCUUCUAAACCAUUUUGUUAUAUUUCUGUAGAUCUUCACGAAGUUACUACUACAACCUAAAACCUCGAUCGAUAGCAACCUCAAACAUGAUCUUGUUAGACUUCAAGUUCCACGAAUGGCAAUGGCAGUACCAGAUUUCGACAACUUUCUUUGUGUUUGGAAUUGUUCCCUUUGUCUUCUGGGUUUAUGCCCGCUACAUCACAGCUUCACCUAACAAGUACAACAAACUUGAAGAACCAGUCAAGCUUUCGGUUCCUAUUCCUGCCGAGGCCAAACCCCACUGGAAGGGCAAGAGAUUGUACCCUCCAAACUUGACUAUCAGAGCAGCUAAUGAGCCAACAAAGAUUCAGAGUUACUGUCCUGCAACUGGCCAGUACUUGGGAACUUUCACAGCUACAACCAGAGACGAAAUGAACCAACAAAUAGCCAACGCUAAAGUGGCGCAGAAGGAGUGGAAAGCCUCCAGCUUCUCGUUGAGAAGACAAGUGUUGAAAACAUUAAGCAGAUUCAUUCUCGACAACCAAGAAGACAUCGCAAGAAUUGCAUGUCGAGACAGUGGAAAAACGAAACUCGACGCUCUGAUGGGUGAAAUUAUGGUAACCUUAGAAAAGCUCAAAUGGAUCAUUGCCCAUGGUGAAAGAGUUUUGAGGCCUUCGCAACGUCCAGGACCUUCAAAUUUAUUGAUCGGAAUGAUGAAAAAUGGAGAAGUCAGAUACGAACCAUUAGGGGUUGUAGCUGCUCUUGUUUCAUGGAAUUAUCCCUUUCACAAUCUCAUGGGUCCGAUCAUCGCGGCCUUGUUUACUGGAAAUGCAAUCAUAGUUAAAUGUUCUGAGCAGGUGAUUUGGUCUUCGACAUGGUACAUUGAUUUGGUUAGACUUGUGUUGAAGCUGCUUGAGAUCGACCCCAAUUUGGUACAAUUGUGCUGUUGCUAUGCUGAGGAUGCUGACCAUUUUACCUCUCAUCCGGGCUUGUCGCAUAUCACCUUCAUUGGCUCUAAACCUGUGGCCCAUAAAGUUGUAGAAAGUGCUUCAAAGGAGCUUACCCCAGUAGUUGUGGAGCUUGGUGGAAAAGAUUCGCUUAUUGUUUUGGAUGAUGUCAAGGAUAUCGAGUCAUUGUCAUCUGUGAUAUUGAGAGGAACUUUCCAGAGCGCAGGUCAGAACUGUAUUGGUGUCGAAAGAGUAAUUUGUCUUCCAAAGUCGUACGAGAAAUUGGUUGAGAUUUUCACCGAGAGAAUCAAGGAGUUCCGCUUGGGCUCCGAUAUCGACCAGCUAGACGAAAUCGACAUGGGUGCAAUGAUUUCAGACAAUAGAUUUAAACAAUUAGAAGCAUUGGUGGAAGAUGCUGUCAGUAAAGGAGCGAGACUAAUACAUGGUGGGAAACCAUACCAGCAUCCGAACUAUCCUCAGGGCCACUACUUCGAACCUACGUUGAUUGUGGACGUAGAUCCCAGCAUGAGAAUCUUCCAAGAAGAAGUGUUUGGACCAGUUCUCACCAUGAUCAAAGCCAAUGACGUAGACGAUGCCGUCAACUUGGCUAACGGAACCGAAUAUGGAUUGGGUAACUCUGUCUUUGGCAGCAACUUCAGGCAAAUCAACGAGAUUGCUAACAGACUUGAUAGUGGCAAUGUUGCCAUAAAUGACUUUGCCACUUUCUAUGUAGCACAGCUUCCAUUUGGAGGAAUCAAGAAGUCCGGCUAUGGUAAGUUUGGAGGAGAAGAAGGUCUCUUGGGCUUAUGUGUAGCUAAGUCUGUUGUAAUGGAUAAGCCAAUCAUGAGACUAUUUGGAGUAGCAACAAGCAUUCCACCUCCAAUUGAUUAUCCUAUUAAGGAUGACAAGAGGGCAUGGAAAUUUGUCCUGAGCUUGAACACUGCUGGUUACGAUACCAGAGUGUGGAACAUCAUCAAAGCAUUCAAAAAACUCGCAAAGGGGGGAGCAUGAUAAAGUAAGGAAUACUAUAUUUUGAUUCAUAAAUACUUAUACACCACAAAAACUUCAUAAUAGAUAGAUACAUGGUAAAUUGUUAUAGAUACCUAUAAAAAAGAUCGUACAG
Molecule: messenger RNA, 2119 nt
Organism: Scheffersomyces stipitis CBS 6054
Lineage: Eukaryota; Fungi; Ascomycota; Pichiomycetes; Serinales; Debaryomycetaceae
Gene: MSC7
Product: meiotic recombination directing protein
Exons: 1
Coding region: 157-2007 (616 amino acids)
Molecular function (GO): aldehyde dehydrogenase (NAD+) activity
Source: RefSeq, a predicted model, not a curated record